AUGCAGAAUUAAGACACAUACACACACGCACUCACAGACACACACCAUCCAUCUCAUCGACCGUCACUUCAGCAUCAGCGUCGGCUUCGGCUCUAUCCUCUUCACCUCUACUCACUUUGCCAGAAUGUACGGAUCAGUGAUAUUGAUCCUCGUGCUCCUGAAUAUUGGAGCUGCCGAGGCCGUGGGUAAUUUAUGUUAUAUCCUUGAUGGGAUUUUGAUUAUCUAUGGCAUUGUGCUGACGAUCCUCUACUGCAGAUUGAGGCUGCGGUCAGGAAAUAAUGUGACAAAUGAAGAGAAACCAGAAGGCAUCUACCAGGGUUUGGCACAUAAAAAUCAGGAAACCUAUGAGACGCUCGGCAUAAAGAAGAAACCUUUGCCAUAAAAUGACAUUUUUCAUCUGUGUUCUGAUUUACAACACAUCCGUCUGUCUAACAAGCAUUCCUUUUGUUUUACACAUGUAGAUCUGUUUUAUAUUUUGCUGACUAAUAUAUUUUCUUUUUCCAUUUUGUUAUACAGGUUGCUUUUUCUUAUUUGUUUGCAUUCAUACUAUUCAUUUUUACAUCACAUAACUUACAUAAAGGGUUGGAUUUAAACGCCAUUGACGGCUUUCUUAGAUUAGAAGUGAAUCACUGUAUAAUUAUGAUCUAGCAGACGUAAUUAUAUAAUUAUGUCAAUUAUAAUGAAAUUACAGUGCUCUUAAAUAUUAUUAAUUUGCUUGGAGACCGAAGGUGAUGAAUGUGCAGAUAGACACCUUCAAAAAAAGAGUUCAAAUCACUGAUAAGAACAAAUAAAUUAUUAUGGGGGAAAAAUCUGUUCUUUUCACUAUGUGCUUUUAUUUACAAUAUUUUAAAAAUAAAA
Tachysurus fulvidraco (yellow catfish) is the source of this 858-nucleotide messenger RNA. It is a transcript of the gene fcer1gl, whose product is annotated as Fc receptor, IgE, high affinity I, gamma polypeptide like. Gene Ontology annotation, biological process: cell surface receptor signaling pathway. Lineage: Eukaryota; Metazoa; Chordata; Actinopteri; Siluriformes; Bagridae. The record is from RefSeq and is a predicted model, not a curated record. Gene Ontology annotation, molecular function: IgE receptor activity. Gene Ontology annotation, cellular component: Fc-epsilon receptor I complex. Bases 125 to 382 code for a protein of 85 amino acids. The transcript has 5 exons.